GUACUCUCUCCUUAUUAUAUUUAAUUCUUUUAUUUCCUUAUUCUCUCCAUUGGACGGAGCCUUCACCGACCAUCAGUUUCCCCAUUUCAAUCCCAUAUUUGUGUCUCAUACCACUAAUACCACCGAUCGAUUUUGUCGUUUUCCAUCCAUUCGUAUUUGUACAUAAUACACCAGAUGCAUAAUUGUUGAUGAUAAUCAUUUCCCAGCCCCCGCAGAGUCUUUACUACAAGCUCUUCAAUUGAUCCGAACUUGCAAAUCUCAUCUGCGCAACCUUUUUAGAGGCCAAUAAUGAGUUCACGUCGAGAUCUUGAGAAAGGAAUAAUUGAAGAGGAGGAACAGGAACAAGAAGCAGAACCAGAACAAGAUACCGGAACCACCACAGAAUCCAUCGCAUCCCAAUCCGAUAAUUCUAGAAAUCCUUCACAUAAAAAUGAUGCGGCUUCAAAUGCCUCAAUCAAGUACCCCGACUCGAAUCAUGAAGAAGCCGAAGCAAUGGAUCAAGGUCAGACUGAUCUCGCAAGACAAAAGGUUCGAAACCGCCACCCUCCUUUGCGCAUCAUCAAACUACUUACUAAAAGCUCUUUUCCAUCCAGACACAUACAGAACCUAGAAGAGUUAAAUCAUCUACUCGUCGCGCGCGUACAAAUUCGCAACCAAACGAUAUAACCAGCACAGCCUCGAUAUCCUCUGGUGCUCCUAGAAUCUCCCGCAUAACUCAUCGAACGACCACUCCUCGCGCCAAACUUCCACCUAGACCUCUCCCCGUCUCGAAUCUCGCGAUUGGUAUUGUUGGAUGGGAUAGUCAGGCAGACCCUGAGAUGCCUUUGAACUUUCCAGAAUCGAAAAAAUGGGUGCUGACAGGAUUACUGGCUAGUAUCACAUUCAUAUCCCCGCUCGCUUCCAGUAUGUUUGCGCCCGGUGUAACAUUCGCGGAUCGGGACUUCCACAAUACAAGCUUGAUAUUAAGUUCCUUCACGGUGAGUAUCUUCGUGCUGGGAUAUGUCGUCGGGCCAUUGAUACUUGCACCAUUAUCGGAAAUAUAUGGGAGGAGAUAUGUUCUUACUGGUGGUAAUAUAAUAUUUUGUGCAUGGCAGAUAGGCUGUGCAUUGGCGCCUAGCUUGGGGACAUUGAUAGGAUUUCGAUUUAUGGCUGGAUUAGGUGGUUCUGGUUGUUUAACUAUCGGUGCUGGUAUGAUUGCGGAUCUAUUUCAUGCGGAUAGGAGAGGAUUGGCCACUUCACUUUUCAGCCUUGGACCUCUGUUUGGUCCUGUUAUUGGUCCAAUCGCGGGAGGUAUUUCUCCCAUAUUUUCCGAGCAAUCAAAUCUAAGAUAUCUAACAUUACCCCAGGUUUCGUAGCCCAAAGAAUUGGCUGGCGUUGGGUGUUCUGGAUCCUUUUUAUAGCCGGCACUCUCAUAACCAUCGGCAUUGAAUGCUUGAAUGUGGAGACUAACCCACGACUUCUGAUAAAACGCAAAGUUGCGCGACUCUCCAAAGAGCUCAAUCGAUCAGAUCUACGCAGCGUUUAUGACCCCAGAAACUCAGCACAUCAUUCGAAAUCUUCGGUUCUAGCAAAUGCUAUGAUUCGACCCCUCAAAAUGUUAAUGUUUAGUCCUAUAGUGUUAAUCUUGAGUCUGUACAUGGCGCUUGUUUAUGGACUUUUGUAUUUACUAUUCACUACUAUUACAACGGUUUUCACUACCAGGUAUCAUUGGGCGCCAGAGUUCUGUGGAUUAGCCGUAUGUUUUUAUUCUACUCUACUCAUUUCCUUAUUUCCACCUUCCAAACCUCCUGCUACCAUCUUUUCAUAUCUAACCUUGAUUAGUACAUCGGUUUGGGACUAGGUUUCUUCCUCGGUCUCGUAGUAGUCGCUCGCAUAUCAGAUGUCACCGUGGUCAGCAUGACUAAAGCAAAUAAUGGGAUUUUCGAACCUGAGAUGAGGUUGCCUGCUUGUAUAUUUUUUGCUUGCUUUAUACCUAUUAGUCUCUUCUGGUAUGGUUGGAGUAUUCAUGCCGGUGUUCACGUACGUAUUACAUCACAUAACAUUAUUCAAUCCUAUUUCUAUUCAUGCCGGCUCAAAAGAACCAACAAUUAACACUGUCCAGUGGAUCAUUCCUAUAAUCGGCCUCAUCCCGUUCGGUUUUGGCAUGAUGGGUAUCUUUAUCCCCAUCCAAACAUACGUCAUCGACUCUUUUCCCUCUUACGCAGCAUCAGGUAUAGCAGCUCUUACAGUAUGCCGAAGUCUUUUUGGUGCGUUCUUACCAUUAGCUGGUCCCGCCAUGUAUGAGGCGCUAGGCUAUGGAUGGGGAAAUAGUGUGCUGGGAUUUAUUGCACUAGCACUUAUUCCGGCGCCAAUGUUCAUUUAUAAGUUUGGUGGAAGAGUGAGGAAGAGAUUUCCUGUUAAACUUUAAGGGAGAGGAUGCAAAAGAAGAGUAAUAUGAAAGAGAUGGAAUUGCAGGAAAUGAUGAAUAGUAGGGGGCUUGAAGUUCUGGAAGCGUCAUAUCGAUAUAUUGAGGUACACGAAAAACAUGAGAGGACACUAAUUUCUCAUGGUCGAAAUUAAUGAGAUGGAACGAAGAAGCAAUAAAGUUGCGAGAAAAAAAAUAUAUAUUUCGAAAAUUAGCGAGCAUGAGCGAUGGAGUUAUGAUUCAUUGGUUAGGUAUUGGAUAUUAGUAACCAAUUGCUCAGUUGAGCAUUGGCUUUGGUUGGAUAGGUUCAUUUUGGUGCGAUUGGAAACUCGUUAGAGAUAUGAAUUUAAUGGUUAAGAUUAAGUGCUUAAGGGAUAUAUUUAUGAUUGGGAUGGAGGGUAUAUUGUUGAGAAUAGAGUUUGAAAUUUGGAUCUCCCAUGGGAUUCUGAAGAAAUUGUACAUAGAUUUAUCGAUUCAUUUGAUCGAUUCAUUUGAUUGAUUCAUUGAUUCGUUGGAUGGAUGGAUGAGCGAAUGAAUGAAUGAAUGAAUGAAUGAAUGAUCUGAUAGGU
Sclerotinia trifoliorum is the source of this 2973-nucleotide messenger RNA. The record is from the annotation of a GenBank genome assembly. Lineage: Eukaryota; Fungi; Ascomycota; Leotiomycetes; Helotiales; Sclerotiniaceae.